Molecule: messenger RNA, 3933 nt
Organism: Gadus chalcogrammus (walleye pollock)
Lineage: Eukaryota; Metazoa; Chordata; Actinopteri; Gadiformes; Gadidae
Product: sodium bicarbonate cotransporter 3-like
Exons: 26
Coding region: 181-3882 (1233 amino acids)
Biological process (GO): monoatomic anion transport; bicarbonate transport; regulation of intracellular pH
Cellular component (GO): plasma membrane; apical plasma membrane; basolateral plasma membrane
Molecular function (GO): sodium:bicarbonate symporter activity; monoatomic anion transmembrane transporter activity; solute:inorganic anion antiporter activity
Source: RefSeq, a predicted model, not a curated record
AGCAGAGCAAGAGGGAGCAGACUGGUGCUGUAGUAUCUCUUGGCUCACACACAUACAAGUGCACACAUUCAUUUCAACUUGUGCUCACGCAUCCUUUAAAUAGAAGAAAGGAACAGAGAGAGAGAGAAGGGUACUGGCUCCUACUGCAGUUGCCGUAGUCUCGCUCAUGAUUUAACCCAAAUGGAGGGACAGAGAGAAGGGGAGCACGUGCUCACGGGUCUAGACGAGGAGGCUAUCGUGGACCUUGGGAAGACCAGCUCCACCACCAACACCAACUAUGAGACUGAAGAGCUGGAAAGUCACAGGGCGGUGUACGUCGGCGUCCACGUCCCCCUGGGUCGAGAGAGGAGAGGCAGGCACCGCCACCGCGGACAUCGACACCACCGCAAGAAACGGGACAGGGACGCAGAGGAGGGGAAAGAGGACGGCAGGGAGUCGCCGUCUUACGACACCCCGUCCCAGCGGGUGCAGUUCAUCCUGGGCACGGAGGACGACGACGCAGAACACGUGCCCCACGACCUUUUCACCGAGCUGGACGAGCUGUCCUUCAGGCACGGCAGCCACACGGAGUGGAAGGAGACGGCCAGGUGGCUGAAGUUUGAGGAGGAUGUGGAGGACGGUGGGGAGAGGUGGAGCAAGCCCUACGUGGCCACGCUGUCCCUCCACAGUCUGUUUGAGCUGCGGAGCUGCAUCCUCAACGGCACCGUCAUGCUGGACAUGAGGGCCAACACCAUAGAGGACAUCGCAGACAUGCUGAUCGACAGCAUGGUGGCAUCGGGCCAGCUGAAGGAGGAGCUGCGCUUCAAGGUGCGGGAGGCCAUGCUCAAGAGGCACCACCACCAGAACGAACGCAAGCUCAGCAACCGCAUCCCGCUGGUGCGCUCCAUCGCCGACAUCGGCAAGAAGCACUCCGACCCGCAUUUGCUCGACCGAAACGGAGAGGGCCUGUCCUCCUCUCGCCUCUCCCUCCAGAAGCCCGGCCCGUGCGCCGCCAUCGGCAGCCUGUCCCAGAGGCGCGAGUCGCGGGUGGCCAUUCUCCUCAACCACCUGCUGCCCUCCUCCCUGUCCUCGGCCGCAGCAGCCGCCACAGGCGCCUCUCCUAUGACCACGCCCCAUAACACGCCCCCUCCCGACCGAUGCGUCUCCCAGUCCCAGCAGCACCAGGGCCACGGCGGCCGGGGCAUCCCCGAGGUGGUGGUGUCCCCCCCUGAGGACGAGCCGCCGCAGACCCCCACGGACGGGGGGAGACCACUGCCCUUAGAAGGACAUCUUGUGUCGCCCAGCUCCUGCCCCAACCUGGACACCAAAGCAGCAGAGAGGAGGUCGUCCAAAGCAGGGGUGGACAUGAACUUCAUGAAGAAGAUCCCUCCCGGCGCGGAGGCCUCCAACGUGCUGGUGGGCGAGGUGGACUUCCUGGAGAAGCCCAUCAUCGCCUUUGUGCGCCUCUCACCCGCCGUCCUCAUCACGGGCCUCACCGAGGUGCCGGUGCCCACCAGGUUUCUGUUCUUGCUUCUGGGACCUCAUGGAAAAGGCCCCCAGUACCAUGAGAUUGGCAGGUCUAUGGCCACUCUCAUGACGGAUGAGAUUUUCCAUGACGUAGCCUAUAAGGCCAAGGACCGAACAGAUCUCCUCUCUGGUAUCGAUGAGUUCCUGGACCAGGUCACAGUCCUGCCUCCUGGGGAGUGGGACCCCACUAUACGCAUCGAGCCCCCCAAGAACGUCCCCUCUCAGAUGAAGAGGAAGCAGCCGUCCCAGCCCAACGGACUGGCGUCCCCGUCCCCGGGGGACAUGGAGAAGGAGGAGGAAGAGCACUCGGGACCAGAACUGCAGAGGACCGGCAGGAUAUUCGGGGGGCUUGUGUGGGACAUCAAGAGAAAACUGCCGUUCUACUGGAGUGACCUGCGGGACGCCCUGAGCCUGCAGUGCCUGGCCUCCGUCCUCUUCCUCUACUGCGCCUGCAUGUCUCCUGUCAUCACCUUCGGGGGUCUACUAGGGGAGGCCACCAAAGGCAACAUCAGUGCUAUAGAGUCUCUGUUCGGGGCCUCCCUGACCGGGGUGGCCUACUCUCUGUUUGCUGGCCAGCCGCUCACCAUCCUGGGCAGCACAGGUCCCGUGUUGGUCUUUGAGAAGAUCCUCUUCAAGUUCUGCACGGACUACGGCCUGUCCUACCUCUCGCUGCGGACCAGCAUCGGGCUGUGGACGGCCUUCCUCUGCCUGGUGCUGGUGGCCACGGACGCCAGCUCGCUGGUGUGCUACAUCACCCGCUUCACGGAGGAGGCCUUUGCGGCGCUCAUCUGCAUCAUCUUCAUCUACGAGGCCCUGGAGAAGCUCUUCCACCUGGGGGAGCACUUCCCGGUCAACACGCACAACACCCUGGACAACCUCACCCUGUACUCGUGUCAGUGCAGCCAACCGGUCAACGCUUCGGCCAGCACGGUGGAGAUAUGGAACCAGACGGGUUACACCCCAGACAAUGUCCCCUGGGACAAGCUCAACGUCUCGAUGUGUAACCUGCUCCACGGGGAGUUCACGGGCGAGGCCUGCGGUCACCACGGACCCUUCAUCCCCGACGUGCUCUUCUGGUCCAUCAUCCUCUUCUUCACCACCUUCUUCCUCUCCUCCUUCCUCAAGCAGUUCAAGACGGAGAGAUAUUUCCCCACCAUGGUGCGCUCCACCAUCAGUGACUUUGCUGUGUUCAUCACCAUCAUGGUCAUGGUGUUGGUGGACUAUCUGAUGGGCAUCCCCUCUCCUAAACUCAACGUUCCUGACCGCUUUGAGCCCACCUCCAAGAACCGCGGCUGGCUGAUGGACCCGCUGGGCGACAACCCGUGGUGGACGCUGCUGGUGGCCGUGCUGCCCGCCCUGCUCUGCACCAUCCUCAUCUUCAUGGACCAGCAGAUCACCGCCGUCAUCAUCAACCGCAAGGAGCACAAGCUCAAGAAGGGCUGCGGCUACCACCUGGACCUGACGAUCGUGGCCAUCAUGCUGGGCGUGUGCUCCAUCAUGGGCCUGCCGUGGUUCGUGGCGGCCACCGUGCUCUCCAUCUCCCACGUCAACAGCCUCAAGGUGGAGUCGGGCUGCUCCGCGCCCGGCGAGCAGCCCAAGUUCCUGGGCAUCCGGGAGCAGCGCGUCACCGGCUUCAUGAUCUUCAUGCUCAUGGGCUGCUCGGUCUUCAUGACCUCGGUGCUCAAGUUCAUUCCCAUGCCCGUGCUGUAUGGAGUGUUCCUCUACAUGGGCGUCUCUUCGCUGAAGGGCAUCCAAUUCUUCGACCGCAUCAAGCUGUUCGGCAUGCCCGCCAAGCACCAGCCCGACCUGAUCUACCUGCGCUACGUGCCCCUCUGGAAGGUGCACGUGUUCACCCUGGUGCAGCUCACCUGCCUGGUGCUGCUGUGGGUCAUCAAGGCCUCGUCCGCCGCCGUGGUCUUCCCCAUGAUGGUGUUGGCGCUGGUCUUCAUCCGGAAGCUUCUGGACUUCUUCUUCACCAAGAGAGAGUUGAGCUGGCUGGAUGACCUGAUACCCGAGAGCAAGAAGAAGAAGGAGGACGACAAGAAGAAGCGGGAGCGGCAGAAACGGGAGGCUGAGGCCAGGCUGCAGGAAGAUGUGGACGCGGGGUUGAAGAUAUGUUACGGAGACGCUAAUCACCUCAGUGUUCCUGUGAAGACACUGUCGGGAAGCUCUGAUUGCGACCCCUCGGUUGUUAAUAUCUCUGAUGAAAUGGACAAAAGCGGUGCGUGGAAAGCGGUGAACGUGGGCGCAUACUCAAGUACCCAACAUGUGCAUCGUAGCGACAGCCAGGAGAAGGUGGCGUGCGUUAGAGUGGAAGUCAACCCAGACGAACCUCGUUCGCCCGGGGAAACCUCGUCGUCCGAGACCUUCUUGUGACGAAGGGGAGCAUGACACUCUCCCUCCCCCCCCUCCACCCCCUCACCCCAA